Messenger RNA from Hydra vulgaris (swiftwater hydra), 3686 nucleotides. Its product is annotated as dyslexia-associated protein KIAA0319-like protein. Gene Ontology annotation, molecular function: protein binding. The record is from RefSeq and is a predicted model, not a curated record. Gene Ontology annotation, cellular component: cytoplasmic vesicle; membrane. Lineage: Eukaryota; Metazoa; Cnidaria; Hydrozoa; Anthoathecata; Hydridae. Gene Ontology annotation, biological process: neuron migration.
UAAAUGACAUUCUAAGCCGCAACAAAGAUGGCGGCUUUCAAGAGUUCAUCAAAUACUAUAAACGAGUUUUUUAAACUGACUUUUUUAAAAUAAUAAUUAUGAUUUUUAAAGAGAAAAUUUUGUGUAAUAUUUUUUGGGCAGUGGAAAAAAUCAGACCAAACAAAUGUAAUUGUAUAAAAAGAGAACGAUUUUUUUUCCGUUUAAAAACACUAUGGUUUUUAGUAGCUUUUGUAACACUAUCGUCACAUAUAAAAUUAGCUUCUGGAGAAUAUAAACCACCUGAAAACGCAGAUUCUGAAAAAUCUUUUUUUCAAAAAGAUUAUAAAACAUGUAAAAAGGGAUUAAAAUUACCAGGUUACAGCCUUAAUGGGGGUACGAAAGCUGGAGAUUAUAUAAACUUAGGUUCUGUAAAUAUUUUUGAUGAGUGCAUUGACCUAUGCUGUCAGGAUAGUGAUUGUGAAAUAGCUGUUAUGUUAACUCAUAAAAAGCAACAGAAAUGUUUUAAAGUAGUUUGUUUUGAAGUAGACGAUGAUUUGUGUAAGCCAGUGCGUGCAACAAAACAAAAGGAAAAGUAUCAUCCUUACUUAUUCUUUCGAGGUGGAACAAAAGAUUUAUCAAAAAAAGAAGCACAAGAGACAUCAAGUACGGAAAAAAAAUCUGAUAGACCAAAAUCUGUGUGUCGCUCUUAUACAGGUUCAGUCUGCAGUACUCACUUAGAUCCCACAAAGAUGUAUAUAUAUUCUGAGGAUAAUAAUGAGACCAGCCUUGAAGAUCAUUUGCGUGCACCAAUCCAAAAGAUUAGCACAACAAUAUCAAAGAAGUGUCAAAGUAUUGCUUUACAGGCUAUUUGUUACAGAAUAUAUCCACAGUGUACUGAUCAGGAUAAUCCAAUUCCUAUCAAGAUAUGUGAAAAUGAGUGCAGUAAAAUUUCUAAUGGUAAAUGCGUAGCUGAGUUCACUGCAACUAAUAUGUUGUCUUACUUACAGCGCAUUAUUCCAAACUGUCAGGAGCCAAGUGACGAGUCUGAGGAAUCCUCAGAAACUUCAGAUUGUAUAAAACUUAGUGAAGAGCCAUAUGAAUCAUCCUUGGUUACUCAAAAUAAAAUGUUGUAUUCCAAAGAGGAUUUAGGUCAAAAAUUAUCCCAAAAUUUCCAAAUAGAAAACAAAACAGGUUUGACUUUUCAGAUGCAACCUAAUUAUUCAAAUUUAUCACUUGGACCUAUUGUAGCAGUAUCUUCAUUAUUUCAAGAGUCUAUUCCUCAUGCUUUGGAACAAAAUUUUUCUGCCCUGACUACUAGUGCUCCUAUUUUAACUGUGGACGCACCUUUAAAAAAUCAUUUACCAACAGUUGUUAAUGUUACAGAAAAAGACCAAAUUAAUUUCCAAGAAACUGUUAUAACAACAACAAAGGUAGCUGCUGUAACACCCAAUCCUCCUCCACCUGUGUUACUGGAAGAAAUACGAGUUUCAGCUGGAGACAAUACAGAAAUUAUACUUCCUAUAGAAGAAGCUAGUUUGUAUUCAAGCACUUGGCCUAAAGAAAAACAAGAGGGAGAAUAUUCUUACAAAUGGUCAGAAGUAUCUUCGCCACCACUUAGUCAUGGUUACAUUGAAGGAAAAAAUUCAAAAAAUGUUAAAUUAUCAAAGUUAAAUGUACCUGGUGUGUAUACAUUCAAGUUAGAAGUUGAGAGCUCUGAUAAGAGACAUGGUGUUGGAUAUAUAAAUAUUACAGUCAAAGAAGCUCCCCGAGUUAAUCGACCUCCAAGAGCAGAUAUUUUUCCAAAAGAGCAAUCAAUAACAUUGCCAAUAAACACCGUAGUUCUUGACGGCUCAAGGAGUUCAGAUGAUGUAAAUAUUGUUUCAUACAAAUGGGAAUUAAGAAAGGGUCCUCUCAACGAUAACAAUGUUUUUGACUCAACUGCUGAUACCAAGAUACUGCAGUUGAAAAAUUUACUGGCAGGCACCUAUGUUUUUCGGUUAACAGUAAAAGAUUCUGAUGGAGAAACAGAUAGUACUGAAACAACUAUCACAGUUAACAAAGAGCAUAAUUAUCCACCAAAAGCAAAUGCUGGAUCUGAUGUCAUUAUUCAACUUCCUAACAAUUCUGUUGUGCUUCGUGGAGACAAAAGUACUGAUGAUAAAUCAAUCCUUACAUAUGAGUGGAGAAAAACAUCAGAUAGUCCAACAUGUGAUAUGCAAGGUUCAGAUAAACCGUUGCUUCAUGUGUCUCGUUUAACUGUUGGAACAUAUGUAUUUAUUUUAAAAGUAACAGAUGCAGAAGGUCUGUCUGAUGAAGCUCAAGUCAAAGUUAUUGUUCUAGCAGAACAUAAUACAAAUCCUGUUGCUAUAGCAGGAGACAAUUUGGAGCUUGUCUACCCCGACGAUUCAACAACACUCGAUGGCUCGUUAAGCAGAGACAACUCAAUGAUUGUAUCUUACCAAUGGGAAGUCCUAAGUGGUCCAUCAUUACCAAAACUUGUGAAUGCUGAUAAACCAAAAGUGUUAGUUUCAGAUUUGAAACCUGGUACUUACAAGAUGCAAUUGACAGUGACAGAUGAUAAAAAUUUGAAAGGAACAGACAUAGUCGAAAUUCGUGUUAAAAAAGACCACAAUGAACCACCUGUAGCCAACGCUGGUGAAGAUCAAGUUAUUUAUUACCCAGAACGCUCCAUUGCUUUAGAUGGCACAAAAUCACACGAUGAUGAGUUCAUUGUAAAAUAUCAAUGGAUUCGAGCUGGUUUGAGUCCUGCAGCUGGUGAUGUUCUUAAUGGUAGCGAUAAAUCUCCAGUUCUUUAUCUGGCUAAUUUGGUAUUAGGAAGAUAUCUUUUUGACCUUGUAGUGACUGACAAUAGAGGUUUAACUGGAAGAGACUCUGUUGUAGUACUAGUUAAUGAAGAUCCAAAAAGUGAUGGUCUCGUGGAAAUUUAUUUCGAUGCUGAUGUGAGUUCAUUCAUGGAAGAUCACAAGAAACAACUUCUUAGACAAAUUUCUGUUAUUCUUGAAGUUGGUGAAGACUUAGUCCAUUUAGAAGGAUUGCGUAGCGUUGGUUAUGGAAAUAGCAUUAUGCUUUUAAUUUAUGUAGUUGAUCCUAAGUUAGAGCGCAUUAUGGAUGGUAAAUAUGUGGCAGACUUAUUAAAACUAAAAAUUGGGUUUGGUGGUAAACUUUUUGACUAUACAAUGGAGAAGGUAGAACCUUAUAUUUGCCGUAACACUUGCUCUGGCCAUGGUUAUUGUGAUAAAUUAACCAAACAAUGUGUAUGUGAUAGCUUCUGGACUUCAAAUAUUUUAAAAUCUCAUUUUGGAGAAAAGGAAAGUAAUUGUGAAUGGAGUAUCCUAUAUUUAUCUGUCGCAAUAUUCGGUGUUUUUCUCUUUUUUGUUGCGAUCGCUUGGGGAGUUUGUUUUGUGUUUGCAAGGCGCCAGCGUAACAAAAGAAGGACUCGAUAUCGUGCCCUUCGUACACGCGAUCACGACAGCAAAGAAGACAUUCUUCUUGUACCAAAUGGAAAAGGCAAAUAUUCAGCGCAAAGUUUGACUUUUACAGAAACGGACGAUGAUUCCGAGGAAGAAACAACAGUUUUUGAUAAAAAACGAUUGCUAAACGGGAACAGUUUUACGUCGAAUGGUGUUGCAAACGGAAAGCUUCCCAAACAAAGAGAUCACGCUUUAUAGCUUUUAAGAUAUGCCGUA